Messenger RNA from Populus nigra (black poplar), 2820 nucleotides. Its product is annotated as disease resistance protein RPV1-like. Bases 1 to 2820 code for a protein of 939 amino acids. Lineage: Eukaryota; Viridiplantae; Streptophyta; Magnoliopsida; Malpighiales; Salicaceae. Gene Ontology annotation, molecular function: ADP binding. The record is from RefSeq and is a predicted model, not a curated record. Gene Ontology annotation, biological process: defense response. The transcript is spliced from 6 exons.
AUGAGGAUCUUGGAAUUUGUUUUCAUUUCCCUGGUUUUUGACAGCAACAGUUGUUCUAGAAGACGCGAAAGCCACAAAGUUCUAACCACUUGGACAUUUAAAUGGUUGGCUGUUGGAGCUAUAUCAUGGUACGAGGCACAGUUUGUCCAAUCUAUUGUGGAGAAUGUCUCAAAGAAUUUGGAUCCAAAAAUAUUUCAUGUCCCCUUUCAUUUCAUUGGAAGAGAUCCUCUGGUACAAUAUAUCAACUCAUGGUUGCAAGAUGGAUCCCAUGGUGCUGCCAUUGCUUUACUCUAUGGAAUUGGUGGUGUUGGAAAGACAGCCAUAACUAAGAGUGCACCAUUUGUCCAAUCUAUUGUGGAGAAGGUCUUAAAGAAUUUGGAUCAAAAAAUAUUUCAUGUCCCCCUUCAUUUCAUUGGAAGAGAUCCUCUGGUGCAAGAUAUCAACUCAUGGUUGCAAGAUGGAUCCCAUGGUGCUGCCAUUGCUUUACUCUAUGGAAUUGGUGGAGUUGGAAAGACAGCCAUAGCUAAGAUGGUUUUUAACCAGAACUCUCAUAAAUUUGAAGGAAAGAGCUUUCUAUCAAAUUUUCGGUCAAAGGAUAUAGUUUGCCUACAGAGGCAACUUCUUUCCGACAUCCUAAACAAGACUGUUGAUGAGAUAAGUGAUGAAGAUGAAGGAAUUCUGAAGAUUAAGGAUGCAUUAUGUUACAGAAGAACUCUUAUUGUUCUAGAUGAUGUGGACAAAAGGGACCAAUUCAAUAAAAUCGUUGGCAUGCAAAAUUGGCUUUGUAGAGGAAGUAAAAUCAUUGUAACAACCAGAAAUAAGGGUCUGUUUUCGGCUAAUGAUAAUGAGCGGGUCCGGUACAAAGUUGUACCGCUAGAUGAUAAAAAAUCACUUGAGCUUUUCAGUUGGAAUGCCUUUGGACAAGCUGACCCUGUUGAUGGUUUUGUGGAAGACUCUUGGAGAAUACUACAUCAUUGUAAUGGACUUCCAUUAGCUCUUCGAGUUAUUGGCUCUUCAUUGUCCGGAAAAGGAAGAGAAAUAUGGGAAAGCGCAUUACAACAAAUGGAAGUGAUUCCUAAUUUUGAAGUUCAAAAGGUUCUUCGAAUAAGUUAUGACUUUCUUGAUGGUGAUUAUCUGAAGAACUUAUUCCUUGAUAUCGCAUGUUUCUUCAAUGGAAUGGAUGUGGAUGAUGCAGUUAGGAUACUGGAUGGGCUCGAUAAAGGUGCAAGAUUUGGGAUUGACAAUCUUAUCGAUAGAUGUCUUGUUGAAAUCAACAAUGAUAAAAGGUUGUGGAUGCAUAAACUAGUAAGAAAUAUGGGAAAGGAAAUUGCUCGUCAAGAAUCACCUAAAUGUCAAAGAAUAUGGCGCCACAAGGAUGCUUUUACAGUUUUGAAAGGAACUACUGAUGCUGAAAAAUUGCGUGGCCUUACCCUGGAUAUGCAUGCAUUAAUGGAAGAUAAUUAUGCAGAAGUUGUCUGUACUAAUUUAAUGGUUCGCCGCAGGCUUAACUUCUUUCAACAAUGGCUUUCUGAUUUUUCUGAUGGGGGAAGUUUACAAACUAGCCAAACAAGUUUGUUUCUCAUCCUCAGCACGGAUGGUUUUAGAAAGAUGCCAGAUAUAAAAUAUCUCCAGCUAAACUACACUAAUUUUCAUGGAAGUUUUGAGCACUUUCCCAAGAAUUUGAUAUGGUUAUGUUGGCAUGGAUUGUCUUUGAGAUCCAUACCAAAUCACGUAUGCUUGGAGAAGCUUGUGGUUCUUGAUCUAUCCAGAAGCUGUCUAGUUGAUGCUUGGAAGGGCAAACCGUUUCUUCCAAAAUUGAGAAUUCUUGAUCUCCGUCACUCUCGUGAUCUUAUUAGAACCCCAGACUUCUCGGGUCUCCCAGCCCUUGAAAAGCUAAUACUUGAAGACUGCAUCCGUUUGGUUCAAAUUCACGAAUCUAUUGGUGAUUUACAAAGAUUAUUGAUCUUAAAUCUAAGAAAUUGUACAAGUCUUGUGGAGCUUCCAGAAGAAAUGAGUAGAUUGAUAUCACUUCAAGAGCUCGUUUUAGAUGGUUGCUCAAAUCAUGACAGCCUGAAUAUGGAGUUAGAGCAUCAUCAGGGGCGCAGCUUGCUUCAAAGCGAUGGAAUUGUUGCAAACAUUGUUUUGGUGGUACAGAUAAUAUUUAUAGAUGGCACAUUCAACGUUGUCGCAUAUGUAUUUGAUGAAGAUGAGAUGUUAAGGGGGUUUCAUGAGGAGCAAGAAGAGGAUAAAUGGCUAAUUCAGAAUGAGUUUGUAGAUAACUUUUCAUUCAAAAUAUCCUCAUCACCUCCUGCGCACCGGAUAUGUGGCUUUAAUCUGUUCAUAAGUUGGGUGAUGUCAGCAUACCGUUCCUCUCGUAUUGUUUGUAUUGAAAUCAGAAACAAUACCAGUGGUCGAUCCUUGCGUCGUCGAGCCUUUGUCUUCCCUUUUGAGUACGCGUUUGGUGUUCGUGAACUCCAAUCGCUAUUGCACACGAAAUUAGGGGCCGAUGAUCCUACAUUUGAUAAUGGUGAUGACGUGAGUAUUUCAGUGCGUUCACGUGAUAUACAAACAAGGACGAUUGGUAUACGAUGGUUGCAUGAAGAGGAAGGAAAGGAUGAAGUUAUCAAUGCCCACAACAGUAGCGAUGAUGCACACGUACCCCAAGUAGAAAUAGCUUCUCGUUUUUUUAGAAAUUAUUAUUGUGCUUUCCAUGGUAAAAUCGAUGAUGGCCAUAUCGAUUGGUGGUAUUUUGCAAAGAGAGGUCUAGAACUUGCAACAUACCCAAAGUAUUCCAGGUUUAAAUCUUCAAGAAAUUGCUGA